Manihot esculenta (cassava) is the source of this 2771-nucleotide messenger RNA. RefSeq names its product trihelix transcription factor GTL2. Lineage: Eukaryota; Viridiplantae; Streptophyta; Magnoliopsida; Malpighiales; Euphorbiaceae. The coding region runs from base 658 to 2505 and encodes 615 amino acids. The transcript has 2 exons. The record is from RefSeq and is a predicted model, not a curated record.
CACCUUUUCUUCUUCUUCUUCAUCAUCAAAAUAAUGUCAAAAUUAUGAAGGUAGCCAUACACAACUACUGUAGGCCUGAGCAGCAUGUGAAAACAAUCUCCCAUCUUUCUUCUUCUUCUUCCAUCCCAGCCUUCCUUAAUUAAUUGGUCCCAUUCUCUGCAUGUUUUCACGUGUCCUGCCAUCCCUCUUGCCGUUAAUUACACCAUCACGAGCAUCAGCUACUGCAUAGGAUUCUUAAGGACCCCAUGAUACCUCCUCAAGCUAUUCAAUAAUAAGUAUCAUUUUCUUUCUUGCUUAUUCCCAUUCUCAUCCAUGGCCUGUGCAUUUUACUCUCUCUAAUCCCUAUUUUUAAAACAUACCCAUCUCCUUUUUCAUUUGCUUUGAUUGGACAGUGACUUCACUUUCCUCACAGGUGUGUCUUGGCUUCUAUCUCCUCCCUUCCAUGAUAGGACAAAGUCCUUGAUAAAUGAGAGAGAGAUAGAGAGAAGAGGUUGGUGCUGUAGUUUUGUGCAUACAAUUUUUUUUUUUUAUUAUUGUUUUUUGGGUUGAUUUACAGUGAGAGGAGAGAAGGGGAAGUAAAUUUAGAUUAGAAGAUAGACAUCAGAGAGAGAGAAAAACACAAGCACAAAAACUCAUACACACAAGCACAGCACAAAAAUGUUUGAAGGAGUACCAGACCAAUUCCAUCAAUUCAUAGCUUCAAGAACAUCACUUCCUCUCCCUCACUCUUUUUCACCUCUUCAUGGCUCCUCUAGUACUAGUACUGCCACCUUCUCUAGUUUUGAUCCCUACACUUCUCAUCAUCAACAGCUACCCCUGCACCACCACCACCACCACCACCACCAACAGCAGCACCACCAGCAGCCGAAUUUCCUGCACCCAUUACACCAAAGUUCACCACCUGCCAGUAAAAAUGAAGAUAAGGAAGAAAGCAACAUGGCAGCUAUAAAUUUGGAGAUUGUAAGAGAGAGAUCAUUGCAGGAAUCGAUCGAUCCGUGGUCUAAUGAUGAAGUUCUUGCACUGUUGAGGAUCAGAUCUAGCAUGGAGAAUUGGUUCCCAGAAUUCACUUGGGAACAUGUGUCGAGGAAGCUUGCAGAGCUUGGCUUCAAAAGAAGUGCAGAGAAGUGCAAGGAGAAGUUUGAGGAAGAAAGCAGGUACUUCAACAACAUUAAUUGCUCCAAGAAUUACAGGGUGUUUGUUGAGCUUGAAGAGAUUUACCAUGGUGAUAAUCAAAACCCUCAAGGGAUGGCUGUAGGAAAGAACAAAAAAAUGGACGAGGCCGCUGAAGAAGAAGACAAGAUGGAGCAGAACGUGGAAGAAGAUUCAAGAAUUGAUCAAACAGUAGGAAACCCAUCUGAAGGCAAUGGAAAAGGGGUUGAGAAAUCCAAGAACAAGAAGAGAAAAAGACAGAAAAAGUUUGACAUGUUCAAGUGCUUCUGCGAAGAUAUUAUAAGCAAAAUUAUGGCUCAACAGGAAGAAAUGCAUAACAAGCUUCUUGAAGAUAUGGUGAAGAGAGAUGAAGAAAAGUUGGCAAGAGAAGAAGCUUGGAAGAAGCAAGAAAUGGAUAGGAUCAACAAGGAGCUUGAACUUAGGGCACAAGAACAAGCUCUUGAAGGUGAUAGACAAGAGAAGAUAAUCAACUUCUUGAAAAAAUUCUCAUCAUCAACUGGUUCAUGUAUUGAAAUUCUUCGAGAGGUAAAUGCACAAUAUCUUCUCAAAGGAACCAACAGUUCAAAUCCUUCUUCUUCAUCUUCCUUGAUGCUACAGCAAAACCCUAAUCCAACUUCUCAAACCAAUGACCAAAACAAACCAGAAACACCCAUAUCAAUCACCAUAGGAUUAACGUCUUUAAUGCCAGAAAACGUAGCAUCCCUAAACCCUAGUUCAACACUCGGAGCCAGUUCAUCUCCAUCAUCGCAAGCUCCUCAAACCCAGAACUCAAAUUAUCCCAAUUUCCAAAGCAAUCCAUUGUCAACAGAAACAGUGCAAAAAAAGGCUACAUCCAAUGAUAAGGAAGAUCUUGGGAAGAGAUGGCCAAAAGACGAGGUAUUAGCUUUGAUAAACCUAAGGUCCAAUCUGUACAACAGUAAUGAAGACAAAGAAACAACAGUAAAGGCUCCUCUAUGGGAGAGAAUCUCACAAGGGAUGUCGGAAUUGGGUUAUAAAAGAAGUGCAAAGAGGUGUAAAGAGAAAUGGGAGAACAUAAAUAAAUACUUCAGAAAAACUAAGGAUGUUAACAAGAAAAGAUCUGUGGAUUCUAGGACAUGUCCUUACUUCGACCAAUUAAACACCUUGUAUAAUCAAGGAACACUUAUUAUAGCACCCUCAUCCGAUCAGGGGCCACAAAAACUCCGUUUACCAGCUUCGCCGGAAAAACAUUCGGCCUACAACACGCUAAUGAGUUCAUCCCAAAAUGGGUAUGCUAAUUCAACACUGCAUAAUGUUGGUGAUGAAGGUGAGAAAAAUCUGGUUCAUGAUCAACCAGCUCUUGAUUUUGAGUUCUAAAUUUUGCAAUUUUUAUAUGGAUGUUUUUGGUGUGACAAUAAUAGACUAAUAAGAGUUUUUUUUUUUUUUUUUUUUUUUAAAUUUUUCCUUUUGGUUUGAGUAAAACGACAUUAGAUUGUCUGCGUGUAUAUAUAUAUAAUUUGACACUGUUUCUAUUCAUAUCUUCAAUAUGAGGAGACAUGUGAGGUUGUAUUUUUGUGGGCACCGACAAAAUCAGAAAUUUAGGGUUAAAAGAUUUCUGCUGAGAUGUUAUAUUCAUUUUACAA